Molecule: messenger RNA, 2901 nt
Organism: Durusdinium trenchii
Lineage: Eukaryota; Dinophyceae; Suessiales; Symbiodiniaceae
Source: the annotation of a GenBank genome assembly
AUGGAUCAGUUUGUGCACGUGGGUGCAACAUUGACUGGAUUUGCGCGAGCAGAUUACCAGGCUUCCAUGGAAGACUUUAGCAGGUUUCAAGAUCCCGUGCGCGCAGGUUAUGACCAUCUGCUGUGGACCGAUGUUCAAGGACUGGCCGAUGACGAACCACAGCAGCGCAUGUCACAGAUGGUCCAGGCCCUCCAGGCCAUCACGAAACAACAUGGCUUCACUGACGAGUGGUACCAGCAGACGGUGCACGAGAUCGCCAAGCGGAUGCCUGGUUUCGAUGCUUCGCAAGCGCUGCUACAAGCGCAGGUCCCCGAGCACAUCACACCCGUGGCGCGAAACGCGGCGGACCCGCGCGGGUCGGCGGACCUGCAUGGGUCGGCGGACCCGCGCGCGGGACGCACACGCGCGAGUCCGCGGAGCGUCUCGGCCGAGCGGUUGGAAGAGCUGAAUCAGUACAUCCGACAGCAAGCUCAAGAAUAUGUUGAAAGCCAAGCAGAGUGGAGCAGGCAAUUGGCGGAGGUCCGCAGCGAGGGCCUCCGAGAGGCGGAGAAGCUGCGGCGUGAAAAGGCCGAGCUCGAGCAGCAGGCGCGCCGGGAGCUUGGCCGCUUGAAGCAGGUGAUCUCCGACCUGGGUGGCGAAUGUCCCGAAGAGAACUCCUGGGCGCUCUCCAUGGUCGCCCCAGAGGAGUACCAAGCUUUGCAGAAGCGUUGUGCUUCAGCUGAAGAGCGAGUUCAAGAAUUGGAACAGUACAUUAAGGCCGCGCGGCCUGAAGAGGAGGGGAAGUGGGGAGUGGAGGAGGAGCUGCGUAAAGCAAAGGCCUUCCAGAAGGAGCAGGAGAGAGAGAAUCAGGAGCUGAAGGCACUAUGCAUGCACCAUCAUCAGAAGGUGCUUUUUUGGGAAGCUGGUGCUCAUCACUUGGUCGACAUGACUACUCAAUUCCUCAGUCGGACAAAGGAGCCCAGCGAAGGACUGCAGCGCAGUGCAUGUCAGGAUGCGGCCGUUGCGACGGGCCUGGCCGUUCCCGCCGGGUCGACGGGCCUUGCACCGGAAGUGACGGACAGCGAAGGUGACGUUCAGCUGGAGACCGCCCAGGACAUUGAUGAGUCGAGCAGCGGCACCUGCUUGGUGCAACCAGCUGCCAAGGCCGCCCACUUCAUCACAGAAGUCUUCCUGGAGUUGAAGCAGAUGCUUCGAACCUCGCUCUCAGACAACCGCACAGAGGUCACAGAGCGACCGCGAAGGAAGGAGGUCUCCACAAAGGAGCGGUGCUUUCCGGUUGGAGCGGUCCUUUUUCUGGCCUGUGAAGCGAUCCAACAGAUCCUGGAGGACUUGGGCCCCACGCGCCGGGCUGCAGCUGAACGGCUGGUCGCUGCGGAGAAGGCGCUGCGGUCGUUGGAUCGCGAGCUGCGCAGUUGCCAGGAGAUUUUUGGUAGCGAGCUGUCUCAAGAAGAGGUCUCCCGAAAUUUGCCCUUAGAUGAAGAGAGCCAGUUGAGAUGUUUGACCGCGAUGUGGCAAGCGAAACUGAGCUCUUCUCAAGCUUUGUCAGAGUUUGUCCUACUGCCACAGCACUUGAAGCUGAUGUUCAAAGCCUUUGCCGAUGCCAAAGACCGAUGGAAGAUCGAUGGAAACACCAUGAAGGGGUACUACUUGCAUUCGGAGAGUGGUUACCUCUACAUUUGGCACCAAGCCACUGGGGUUCUCUACGAACACUUGCAGUCCAGUGGUCAAUGUCAGGCUGUUUGGUCGUCCGCAGUACCGCAGCUCAAUGCCGAAAUCUGGACCGUCUUGCCGCUCCCGCCGACGGACCCAGCGAGCAUGCAGGCGUCGAGCGUGAGCAACGGCGAGUUGCCCAACAUCGACGUCUUCAUCAACUUGACCGUGGCGCACGAGGCUGAUAAGCAGAUCCCUGCCGAUUUGCUUCAGGCUGCCCUGGAGGGCUUCUCCCUGCGAUGGGAGCUAAGACCCCAGGAGACGAAGAAGAUCACUCGCUUGCCUCCAGCAGGCCAAUGCUAUGCCUUGCAGAACUUCCGAGGCCCUAAGGAUGAAGGUUCCAUGGCUGAGGCUUUGGACGAAUUCCUGGCUGAGUUGAAACGACAAUAUCCUCCUCCCUGGGGGAGCAGCGCGUGCACCUUGAGGGUGGAGUCGACCGGCGCUAUCAUCGGCAGGUGUUGCCCUGACCUGGAUGCGCUGUGCCGAGACGACCCUCCGGAGCGGUUGGCUCAGGCACAUUGCAAGAUCCGAUCCGAGAAGGAUCGGUUCUUCCUCUGUGACAUGGAGACCUCCGAAGAGGGCACCACCUUGGACGGCUACGCGGUGAAUGGCCAAUGGGUCGGUCCGUUGAAGACUGGCAGCCUCAUCGUGUGUGGGCCUUUGAGGAUCAAGAUCCAGUUGAGCGAGAUGGCAAAGGACACUCCGCUGGAUGCUAGUGCUAUGCGGCAGAUGUCUUUGAAAAGAUCCUUCGGGGAAUCCGACGAUGAGGAGGACCCCGCGUGGCGCCGCAAGGUCUUCCAACGCAGCGAAGAGGACUGCCAGCUUGAGUGGAGAAGACGACAAGAGCAGUACAAGGAUCGAGCUCAGGAGCGCCGCCAGCGUCAUAGCAACAGUGGUGCCGCCAUCGAUACCUUGGUGAACAAGUUCGAGAAGAUCGUCGAGGCUGAGCGGAUGGCCGCGGAGGUGGAAGCUCAACGCGUUGAGAUGCCCACGCAGGAGGAUCAACGAGAGGCCUGCAUGAACGUGGAUGGCACCUUUGUGGGUGGUGAAAAGCUUGAGCGUGCGGGCAUCGGCUUUCAUAGCUCUGCCAGUGCGGAGCUGAUCCCCAAUGUGCUCGAUCCCAAGUCCCUCUCGCGGCAGGACACGGCCAAGAUCAAGAUGCAGAUGCGCUUCAAGCAGGCCCAUGAAUGA